CACCAGCCACAGUGGCGCGGGAUGGCGCCGGCGCGGCCGUCUUCGAAGCUGCGCACCCGGGGAUUUGCGGCGCGCGAGGAAGGGGAGCCUCAGGGCGGAUUCAGGAAGCGAAGUGGGAAACGCAGGAGCUGGCGGCCCAGCCACCAGCAGGCCUUCCCGGGGAGCGUUCGCGAGGGACAAGGGUUCGCAUUUCGGAGGAAACUGAAGAUCCAGCAGAAUUACAAGAAAUUGCAAUGGAAGGUAAAGAAGGCACCAACGUCCCAGGAAGCCCAGUUCACUGAUCAUUACCCAGACCAUCUGAAACACCUCUAUUUGGCUGAAGAAGAAAGACUCAGGAAACAACGGAGAAAGGUUGGUCUGCCUCCCUCAGAAGAACAAGCUGACCAGCCUGUCUCUGAAGAAGAGUGUAACACUGAACAGACUUUGUCUGAAGAACAGCCUAGUGAUCACCAGCCUCAGCCAGAACAGCUGUGUACACUAAAUUCUGUCACUGUUCCAAAGAAAAAGAAAACUUCAAACCAAAAGGCACAAGAAGAGUAUGAACGGAUAAAAGCAAAGCGUGCUGCUAAGAAAUUUGAAUUUGAAAUGAGAAAGCGAGAACGAGAAGAGGCUCAGAGGCUCUACAAGAAGAAGAAGAUGGAAGCUUUCAAAGUCUUAAGCAAAAAGACUAGAAAGGGCCAGCCCAACCUGAAUCUGCAGAUGGAGUAUCUUCUCCAGAAGAUACAAGAAACCAGUGAGACUAGACAUUAAGUGUCGGUGGACUGCUGCAUUCGUCUGUGUGUGUUUGCAGCAUCCGUGAACUAAAUUUGCCAACGUCAAUGGAUUGGUGAAUUAUUUGUUGUUUUUGUAAUACAAAAAAAUUAUAUAUAUAUAUUUUCCAUAAAGAAUGACUUAUCCUGAAGAACUUUACAAACCUUCCAUGGAAGUUGUAUGAAAUAAACUGUUUGAAAUAGGAGGCCUGAGCUCACGGUGAGGCGUUUUGGUCAUGUGAACAUGUUCCAGUGCAGCCAGCAGCCACAGCAUAGGGCUAGGUUAUAGUCCUGCACUUGAUGUAUAGUGUUUAAAUUAAAUUCAUUUUAAUGAUAAA
This is a messenger RNA of Mesocricetus auratus (golden hamster), 1087 nucleotides long. It is a transcript of the gene Ccdc59, whose product is annotated as coiled-coil domain containing 59. Bases 22 to 750 code for a protein of 242 amino acids. The record is from RefSeq and is a predicted model, not a curated record. The transcript has 4 exons. Gene Ontology annotation, cellular component: nucleus. NCBI's taxonomy places the organism in Eukaryota, Metazoa, Chordata, Mammalia, Rodentia, Cricetidae.